This is a messenger RNA of Erpetoichthys calabaricus (reedfish), 8291 nucleotides long. It is a transcript of the gene gbf1, whose product is annotated as golgi brefeldin A resistant guanine nucleotide exchange factor 1. The transcript is spliced from 40 exons. Bases 281 to 5908 code for a protein of 1875 amino acids. The record is from RefSeq and is a predicted model, not a curated record. Gene Ontology annotation, molecular function: guanyl-nucleotide exchange factor activity. NCBI's taxonomy places the organism in Eukaryota, Metazoa, Chordata, Cladistia, Polypteriformes, Polypteridae. Gene Ontology annotation, biological process: regulation of ARF protein signal transduction.
GGUAGCAUUUCACUGUGUUACCACGUCAGUGAGUUUACGAAGUACAGAAGAGCCGGUGGCUAGUGUGUUAUACUGUAUAUACUAAUAUCUGCAUAUUUGACAAGGCACCGUCUCUUACAUAGAUUUCUAUCAUCAUAGUCGCUGAUGGUUAUAUGUUAGAAAAUACUGACAAUUUGCUUGCAGUGUUAUAUUAUUUAAUGCUUGCCAUAUUACUGCAUAAAUGAAGAGAAGUUAAGCAGGCCUCCAUUUUGGAUAAGGAUCCGGACUUUCAGCUUACAGAAUGGUGGACAAGAAUAUAUAUAUCGUUCAGGGUGAAAUCUCUGUUGUAGUUGGUGCAAUUAAAAGAACUUCAAGAUGGAGCACCCAUACUCCUUUGGAUGAAGAGCAAGAUCCACUGCUUAACAGUUUUAGCCAUCUAAAGGAAGUGCUCAACAACAUUAAAGAGCUUUCAGAAAUUGAACCCAAUAUCUUUCUAAGACCUUUUUUGGAGGUGAUACGAUCUGAAGAUACUACAGGACCUAUUACGGGACUUGCACUUACGUCUGUGAACAAAUUUCUCUGCUAUGGACUAAUAGAUUCCAACCAUGAAGGUGCAGCAGAAGGAAUAGAAAAUAUGGCUGAUGCUGUAACACAUGCCCGUUUUGUAGGGACUGACCCAGCUAGUGAUGAGGUUGUUUUGAUGAAAAUUCUUCAGGUACUCAGGACUCUAUUACUGACCCCUGUUGGAGCCCACCUCACUAAUGAGUCUGUUUGUGACAUCAUGCAGUCUUGCUUCCGCAUAUGUUUUGAAAUGAGGUUAAGUGAGUUAUUGAGGAAGUCAGGAGAGCAAACAUUGGUAGACAUGGUACAACUGCUUUUCUCAAGGUUGCCUCAUUUUAAAGAGGAAUCGAAAACCUAUAUUGGAACCAAUAUAAAAAAGCUUAAGAUGCGUGCCGGAGGAAUGAGUGACUCCUCUAAAUGGAAGAAACAGAAGCGUUCCCCUCGUCCGCCUCGACACAACCCUAGAGCAACCUCUGGCAUGAAUGAUCAACCAGCUGUAGCUGGAGUAUCUUUACAAAAUGUAAAUGGCAUAUCAUCUGUUAACACUCAUCCAGAUGGAGUUCCUUUUGUGGAGCAAACUACAGGUGGACUAUGCAGUGUUGCUUCAAGUACACUUGACAGUGUCCCUUCUUCUAUAUCCAGUCCAUCCACUGACAGUGGCCUUGAUCUGUCUUCUAAAACCCCCUCCAAAGAAGAUCUUACUGACAUAGAACACGGUAGUUCCUCAUGCACAACUCCAGCUGCAACACCUUCGUUAGAACUUACAGCAGGAAAUGUUUAUCCAGGUUACAGUGAUGAACAGGCAGAAAAUCAACGAGUGAAUAAAGUUCAGUCAACUUCAGUGGAAUCAAUUCCUGAGGUUUUAGAGGAUCGAGAUUCAAUUAUGGAUCACUCAGACACCGCAUCUGUGCAUGAUAUGGACUAUGUGAACCCAAGGGGAGUACGAUUUACUCAAUCUACACAGAGGGAUGGUGCCACAUUGGUUCCUUAUGGCCUUCCAUGUAUUCGGGAGCUUUUCCGUUUUCUUAUUUCUUUAACCAAUCCUCACGAUCGACAUAACUCUGAAGUAAUGAUCCACAUGGGCUUGCAGCUAUUGACGGUGGCUCUGGAGUGUGCACAUAUUUCCAAGUUCCAAUCUUUACUUGGCCUUGUUAAAGAUGAACUUUGCCGACAUCUUUUCCAACUCCUAGCCAUAGAGCGCAUGAACCAUUAUGCUGCUUCCAUUAAAGUAUGUUUUCUUCUUUUUGAAAGUAUGAGAGGACAUCUUAAAUUCCAGCUUGAGAUGUAUUUAAAAAGGUUAAUGGAUAUAAUUACCUCGGAAAACCCCAGAAUGCCUUAUGAAAUGAAGGAAAUGGCUCUUGAAGCAAUUGUUCAACUUUGGAGAAUUCCUAGCUUUGUGACAGAGCUCUAUAUCAAUUAUGACUGUGAUUUCUACUGCUCAAACCUAUUUGAAGAACUGACCAAGCUACUUUCCAAGAAUGCUUUUCCAGUCACUGGGCAGCUUUUUACUACUCAUCUUCUAUCACUUGAAGCAUUGCUAACUGUCAUUGACAGUACAGAAGCACAUUGCCAAGCCAAAGUAUUAACAAAUAUGACACAGAAGGAGAAAACCGAUGAUAUCAAACCUGUUCAGGAUCACAACAGUGCACAAGAAACUGCGGAUCUUGAAGGAAUGGUAAAUGGUUGUAAAGUACAACUGUUUUCAGAUAUAGAAGCAAAAGCAUCUUAUCCACCUACUAGUGGUAAUUUGAUGGCUGAUAAAAUGAAACAUGGACGUCAAGAUCAAGAAGAGACUGAAACUGUGGAGAAAAAGAUGCCAAAGAAACCUCUUAGAUUUUCUUCCUUUCUACCAGAUGCUCAGGAACUUUCUGCUAUAAAAAGCAAAAAGAAACUUUUGAUUACAGGUACAGAACAAUUUAAUCAAAAACCAAAAAAAGGAAUCCAGUUUCUCCAGGACAGUUGCCUACUUAGUAGUCCAAUGGACAACAAAGAAGUGGCUCAGUGGCUCAGAGACAAUCCAGGUCUAGAUAAAAAAAUGAUUGGAGAGUUUGUGAGUGAUCGUAAAAACAAGGAGCUUCUUGAGAGUUUUGUUGGGACAUUCUCUUUCCAAGGCCUAAGAAUUGAUGAAGCCCUACGGUUAUAUAUUGAAGCUUUUAGACUUUCAGGAGAAGCCCCCGUCAUUCAGAGGCUAAUAGAAGCAUUUACAGACCACUGGAAUAAAUCAAAUGGAUAUCCUUUUGCAUCAAAUGAUGCAGGGUUUUCUCUAGCCUAUGCUGUAAUAAUGCUUAACACCGACCAACACAACCACAAUGUCAGGAAGCAGAAUGUUCCGAUGACAGUAGAAGAAUUCAAAAAGAAUCUUAAAGGCGUAAAUGGAUCCAAAGAUUUUGACCAGGACAUGUUAGAAGAUAUCUAUAAUGCUAUUAAAAAUGAUGAAAUUGUUAUGCCAGAUGAACACACUGGCCUGGUAAAAGAGAACUAUGUUUGGAAUGUUCUUCUGCAUCGGGGAGCCACAACAGAAGGGAUCUUCCUGCAUGUACCUUCAGGCAGUUAUGACCUUGAUUUAUUCGCGAUGACAUGGGGCCCCACAAUUGCAGCACUCUCCUAUGUCUAUGAUAAGAGCUUGGAAGAGACGAUCAUCCAGAAAGCUAUUGCUGGAUUUCGGAAAUGUGCAAUGAUAUCUGCUCACUAUGGACUCAGUGAUGUGUUUGACAAUUUAAUAAUUUCUCUCUGCAAAUUCACAACACUUAGCAGUGAGUCUGUAGAAAAUCUACCCAAUCUUUUUGGAAGUAAUACAAAAGCUCAGUUGGCUGCAAAGACUGUAUUUAACUUAUCUCACCGGCAUGGAGACAUUCUUCGUGAAGGCUGGAAGAACAUAAUGGACUCACUACUUCAAUUGUUCCGUUCAGAGCUUCUUCCUAAAGCCAUGGUAGAGGUUGAAGACUUUGUUGAGCCUAGUGGAAAAAUAUCACUUCAAAGAGAAGAAACACCUGCUAACAGAGGAGAAUCUGCAGUUUUGAGUUUUGUAAGCUGGCUGCCUUUGCUAGGUGCUGAGCAGUCAGGAUUAAGAGGCCCCUCUACUGAAAACCAAGAGGCAAAGCAAAUGGCUUUGGACUGCAUAAAGCAAUGUGACCCUGAGAAGCUCAUUACUGAAAGUAAAUUUCUUCAGUUGGAAUCGCUUCAGGAGUUAAUGAAGGCCCUUAUCUCUGUAACUCCAGAUGAGGAAACGUAUGAUGAAGAAGAUUCUGCUUUCUGUCUGGAGAUGCUUCUGAGAAUUGUACUUGAAAACAGAGAUCGUGUCUCAUGUGUGUGGCAGACAGUAAGAGACCACCUGUGCCAACUUUGUGUUAAUGCUACUGAAAACUGCUUUCUGGUGGAGCGUGCAGUUGUGGGUUUAUUGAGACUUGCCAUACGACUUCUUCGUAGAGAGGAAAUCAGCUCACAAGUUCUUCUUUCUUUAAGAAUCUUGCUCAUGAUGAAGUCAAAUGUUCUUUUCCGAGUGAGCCGGGAGAUUUCUUAUGGACUUCAUGAAUUACUGAAGACUAAUGCUGCUAAUAUUCACUCCAGUGAGGACUGGUACACCAUUUUUUCCCUGCUUGAAUGUAUUGGAGCAGGUGUUAAGCCACCUCCAUCUGUUCAAGUUACAGUUGGCCCAGAUACUGACACAGGUGCACAGUCGGACAGUGAGGUUUCCUCCUACCAUUCCAGUGAGAUCACUCUUGAUCGUGGUUAUACCUCAGACUCUGAAGUCUAUGCUGAUCAUGGAAGACAGUCAAAGAUGCAUCGAUCUGUAACUGAUGUGGAUGUUGCAAACAGUGGUUGGUUGAUGGUGGGUAAAGAUGACCUAGAUAACAGUAAAACUCCAGCAUCAAGUGGAAAGCAAGCCCCUGCACUGGUUAAUCAAUAUAGCCUAACAUUAGGCCAAGACUUAGGACUUCAUGACACAAAAUCUCUCAUCAAGUGUGUUGAGUCCUUGUCUUUCAUUGUGCGUGACGCUGCACACGUAACACCAGAGAACUUCGAACUGUGUGUCAAAACUAUUCGCCUUUUUGUGGAAGCAAGUCUCAAUGGGGGUUUUAAAACACAUGAAAAGAAACCCAAAAGCCAUAAAUACGACUCUAAAUCCAAUCGAUUUCGAAAGAAGCCUAAAGACAAGGAAGGUUCCUCCAAGAGAACAAGACCAUUAUCUCAGAGGCCUUACCGUUCCCACAGUGAUGAUGAGGAAGAUGAGGGAAUUCCAGCCAGCUAUCACACUGUGUCAUUACAGGUUAGUCAAGACCUCUUGGACUUAAUGCACACUCUCCACACACGAGCAGCCAGUAUCUAUAGUUCCUGGGCUGAGGAGCAGCAUCACUUAGAAGCAGCAGGCAAGAAGAUAGAAGCUGAUUCCCGGACACUGUGGUCUAACUGCUGGUGCCCCUUACUCCAAGGUAUUGCAUGGCUGUGUUGUGAUGCCAGACGACAGGUUCGAAUGCAGGCCCUGACUUACCUACAAAGAGCUCUUUUGGUUCAUGACUUACAAACACUAGAUGCCCUAGAAUGGGAGUCUUGCUUUAACAAAGUUUUGUUCCCAUUGCUCACAAAACUGCUGGAAAAUAUUAGCCCAGCUGACAUUGGAGGAAUGGAGGAAACCAGAAUGAGAGCAUGCACUUUACUGUCCAAAGUUUUUCUUCAGCACCUAUCUCCAUUGUUAUCUUUAACAACAUUUGCUGCACUUUGGCUUACUAUAUUGGACUUCAUGGAUAAAUACAUGCACGCAGGAUCCAGUGAUUUGCUGCUGGAGGCCAUACCAGAAUCUCUUAAGAACAUGUUAUUGGUAAUGGACACUGCUGGAAUAUUUCACAGCACAGACUCUCGCACAGGAUACUCUGACCUUUGGGAGAUAACUUGGGAGAGAAUUGAUUGCUUUUUACCUCGACUGAAAGAUGAACUCUUCAAACAAACUGUAAUCACUGAGCCUGUAGCUAGCAUGCCAGCUGAUGUGCCACCUCAGAAACCUGCUCAAAUCGCCCUUGUUGCUGGAUCUGCAACAUCAGUGGAACAAAACUCAUCCAGGCCUGCAUCACCAGACGAGUUUGCCCAGCCUAAUAUAAAUGGUACUGAAAGAGCUUCCAAUGUGGUGAUCCCCUGUGUUCCAUCCGCAGUGCCUACAUCUGUUCCUGUUAAGAUAAGCCCUGCUGAAGUUACUGCAUCCAUCACUCAGCCUCCAUUAAUCCUGCAGCCCCUGGCAUCACCCUUGCAGGUUGGAGUACCACCGAUGUCUCUACCAAUUAUUCUGAACCCUGCCCUCAUUGAAGCUACUUCCCCCGUUCCUUUACUUUCAACACCACGUCCAAAUGACUCCACUGUUACACCAGAAGUCAAAUAAGGGGAUGGGGAUUUGAUCUCCUCGAAGUGGGACAAAAAUCAUCAGCCUGUUAAUUUUAUAUGGCAGAAGAUCAAUACAGAUGGAAUUGUUUUGAUAACACUUGAAUUAUUUAAUUACAUUUAUUUCUAAUAAAGUGAGCAGUCUCUGCUUUAGUCAGAUCUCCUUGGCCAACAAGGUUUUUGUUUCUAUGUCAAAUUGUAUUAUUUUGUAUUAUGCUUGGGGUUCGGAAAAUGAAGUGUUUCAAGAACAGUGUAUUUCACUGAUUUCUGUGUAAAUAUCCUAGGGGAGCAAUCAGCUUUUUGCAGUUUAAAUAUCCAAUAAAGUAAGGCUACUGGAGCAUGCCAUUCUUGAGCAGUCUAUAUAACAGUAUUUUGAUUUAUUCUACAAAAGUCAGCCUUAAUGUGCAUCACUGCCCUUAUAAACAAUAUUAGUAAUCAAUAAAUUGUUAAAACAAAAUUAUUCUUGUAGUCAAUAAAGAAAAGUAAAAUACAGCUUAACAGUUUCUCAAUGUAAAAAAAUUAAUUUUGAUGUCUGUGGGGAAAAAAAAAUGAAAAAUAAUAAUAUUAUGUAAACUGUGGUCUUCAUAAAAAAAAAAACAAUUCAAAAGCUAAUUGAUUAUUUCAUUUGUUUUAAAAAGUACAGUACCCGUUUACUAGGGGCAUCUUUUUCAGUUAACUACAAUCUGUAUUGUAAAUCUAAGUCAUUUUUGUUAUUUCUGCUGUUUAAAUACAGUUUGUAGUUAUGUACAUAAUCUAUUUAGGGAAAUUUUCCAAUUUUACAUGACUUUUUAUUGUAUACAUAUUUUAAAGAAUAUUAAAGAUGCUAGAAAGGGUUAUUUCUGAACUUUGCACAUUAUUCGUCAACAAGUUUAAAUAUCUUCUGCUAUGGAGUAUCUUUAUUUUCUUAAAGUUGAACAUAAACAAGGAAAACAGCCUUCCAGGUUUAAAAAAAAAAAGGGGGGUGGGGGGCAAAGCCAAACCACACAAAUACAAACACAGACCCCACGAAUGCAUCGUUCCUUUCAUUAACUUCACCAUGUAGCAGUUUUGCUUCAACAAAUAAUUUAAAGUCAUCCAGAUUUACUUUACAAAUGAAAAUGUGAAUAAGAACUUGCAUUACUUUGUAUAUUUUCCUAAAAAUGUUGCAUUUCUAAUGAUUUUCCCUGUCAUUGAAUGUUAUAAAUAAUCUUAGCAUUCUUAAGACCACAACAAAUAAUAAAUGUAAUGAGUCUUCAGUCUUUCUAACGAGACGGAAUGACUGACUGUCCUGAAUUUGGAUCGGGAUCCAAUGUGAUUUCUCAUUUUAUGUUUAGAAAAACAUUUGAGGAUGCCGUAUUUAUUUUUGACAAUUAAUGUGCCAAUUUAAUUUUACUAAUUCCACUAGAAAAUGAAAAAAUAAAGAGGAUUUCACAAUAUAUUUCUUUCUGACUCUUUCAGCAAGAUAUCAUUUCUCAUGUCUAAAUUCCUGCAUUGAGACCAGAUGAAUGUUUUAGAGAUGGAGCAUACUGUACAAUGAUAGGUGGUGAUUGCGUGAUCUGUGUGAGAAUCCAAAUGAGAUAUUCAGUGAAUAUUGUGAGGAUGGUAAGAAAUUUAAUAUCUCAUGAAAACUGUACAAUAAAUAUAAAGGCUAGGUCUGGCAACUUUGGUCAGCUCCUAUGUCAUCUUUGCCAGUCAUAUACAUGCAGGACACCGGCCUAAACACAGUUAAAUCCCUAGAAGCAUUUCAUUGUGUCGUAUACAAUUUACUUUUUCCCUAUAUUAAUCAUUCCUUCAUCCUUUUUUUUUUGUAGUUUUCACUGGAGGUUCAGUAUGUUUUAGCAAGCAAAAUGAUUUAAUUUAAUUCAAGUGAAUGUUGACAUGGGCUGAUUAAAAUAAAAAACACUCGUAGGAUAUUAAGAGUUGUAGUGUGACACACUAAAUGUCUAUGUGAUCCAAAGAAACUGUAGAUUACGGAUAGACGUUUUUACCGUGCAUGUACAGCGUAUCGACAUUUUGCAGUAUGGUUGUGGAGAGGCUGUGUCCCCCCCGUUUCAGCUCUGUAAGAAUGUGGAUGAUUUUCCCCCGUUAUACAAAUCAGAAACUGGAACAGUGUCCUUCUGCCACAGAAUACUGAUUGAAUUUAUUUUUAUGGACGAUUAUUUUUUGCUGCAUUUUUAAAAAUUUUUUAAAAUGGACGUGCAUCAGUUGUAAUAAGUGGUAUAUAAAAUAAUGGCUGAUAUUUAUUAGUAGGUUAAAGGCACCACAAGGUAGUGGAAAUAUUUAGUGAUGUUUAGAUUGUACUAGAAGGAAUGCAAUAUGGGUAUAAUGUAAAUAUAUUAAUAAAUGGUAAUAAAAGUUGAAAUUUUUACAGUGUAACAAAGUAUAAAUAAAGAAUUUAAAUCUUA